This is a messenger RNA of Rhododendron vialii, 4569 nucleotides long. Its product is annotated as CHD3-type chromatin-remodeling factor PICKLE-like. NCBI's taxonomy places the organism in Eukaryota, Viridiplantae, Streptophyta, Magnoliopsida, Ericales, Ericaceae. Gene Ontology annotation, molecular function: iron ion binding; chromatin binding; ATP hydrolysis activity. Bases 151 to 4425 code for a protein of 1424 amino acids. The record is from RefSeq and is a predicted model, not a curated record. Gene Ontology annotation, cellular component: nucleus; chromatin. Gene Ontology annotation, biological process: chromatin remodeling; negative regulation of transcription by RNA polymerase II. The transcript is spliced from 31 exons.
UGGUUAGUUUGCGGCCCUAUUUUACUCUGACAAAAGCCAAAAAUGCUCUGUCCAUAGUACACGCCAAACGUGUAUAUAUACCCCUCGAUCUUCAGACCAAAAUCCCACAUUGUCACUCUCGCUUCCUGCGCAGCUUUUCCCAGGGACAAAAUGAGUAGUUUAGUGGAGAGGCUUCGCGUGAGGUCGGAUCGCAAACCCGUUUACAACAUAGAUGAUUGGGACGACGGUGAGGAUCUUGAUCUGAAAAGACCUGGGUCGGGUUUGGAUCAGCAGAAGAUUGAGAAGAUAGUCAGAGAUGAUGCGAAAGAUGAUUUAUGUCAAACAUGCGGCGGAAGUGGAAAUCUUUUGGGCUGUGAAACAUGUACAUAUGCCUAUCAUCCUCGGUGUUUGGUUCCACCAUUGAAAGCUCCACUUCCUAGCAACUGGAGGUGCCCUGAAUGUGCUUGCCCUCUAAAUGAUAUUGAAAAGAUCUUAGACUGUGAAAUGCGCCCUACUGCUGCUGAUGAUAGUGAUGCCUCUAAGCAAAUAUUUAUGAAGCAAUACCUUGUCAAGUGGAAAGGACUAUCUUAUCUUCACUGCACAUGGGUGUCGGAGAAAGAGUUUGUUAAAGCUUACAAGGCACUUCCUCGGUUGAGGACUAAAGUAAACAACUUCCAUCGUCAAAUGUCAUCAAUUAAUAACUCCGAAGAUGAAUUUGUGGCUAUUCGUCCUGAAUGGACUACUGUUGACCGGAUUCUUGCUUGCAGGGGAGGAGAUGACGACGAGAAGGAGUAUCUUGUUAAAUGGAAGGAGCUUUCCUAUGAUGAAUGUUACUGGGAAUUUGAGUCUGAUAUAUCUUCAUUUCAACAAGAAAUUGAAAGAUUUUACAAAAUCCAGUCUAGGCGUAGAAAACAAUCUUCAAGUAAGCAGAAGAGCAACACUCGUGAUGCCACAGAAUCAAAAAAGAAACAGAAAGAAUUUCAACAGUUUGAACACAGUCCUGGAUUUCUUUCUGGAGGUUCACUCCAUCCAUAUCAGCUUGAAGGGCUGAACUUCCUACGCUUCUCUUGGUCCAAACAAACACAUGUGAUACUUGCAGAUGAAAUGGGCCUAGGCAAAACAAUACAGAGCAUUGCUUUUUUGGCAUCUCUUUUUGAAGAUAGUCUGUGUCCACAUAUAGUAGUAGCGCCACUCUCAACACUGCGUAACUGGGAACGCGAAUUUGCAUUAUGGGCACCUCAAAUGAAUGUUGUCAUGUACGUUGGCUCUGCCCAAGCUCGAGCCGUUAUUAGAGAACAUGAAUUUUACUUUCCCAAAAGGAAGAUGAAAAAGAAGAAUGGUCAAAGUGUUGGUGAAAGCAAGCAAGAUAGAAUAAAGUUUGAUGUCCUCCUAACAUCAUAUGAAGUUGUUAACUUAGACACAACAGCAUUGAAACCGAUACAGUGGGAAUGCAUGAUUGUUGACGAAGGUCAUCGUCUCAAGAAUAAGGAUUCAAAGUUGUUUUCUUCAUUGAAGCAGUACUCCAGUAAACACCGUGUCCUUUUGACUGGAACGCCUCUUCAGAACAAUCUGGAUGAACUUUUCAUGCUCAUGCACUUCCUUGAUGCUGGGAAGUUUGGUAGUUUAGAGGAAUUCCAGGAGGAGUUCAAGGAUAUUAAUCAAGAGGAGCAGAUAUCAAGGCUUCACAAGAUGUUGGCGCCCCAUCUGCUUAGAAGAGUGAAGAAAGAUGUCAUGAAGGAGCUACCACCUAAAAAAGAGCUUAUUUUACGUGUGGAUUUGAGUAGUAAGCAAAAAGAAUACUACAAGGCUAUUUUGACUCGCAACUAUGAGAUACUUACUCGAAAAGGUGGUGCUCAGAUUUCCCUUAUCAAUGUGGUUAUGGAACUGCGCAAGCUCUGUUGUCACCCUUAUAUGCUAGAAGGAGUAGAACCAGAGAUUGAGGACCCAAAUGAAUCCUUCAAACAACUACUGGAAUCUGCUGGGAAGUUGAAUCUGCUGGACAAAAUGAUGGUGAAGCUUAGGGAGCAGGGGCAUAGAGUUCUCAUAUACUCUCAGUUUCAGCAUAUGCUGGACUUGCUGGAAGAUUACUGUCGGUACAAAAAAUGGCAAUACGAAAGGAUUGAUGGAAAAGUUGGUGGGGCUGAAAGACAAAUUCGCAUAGACCGAUUUAAUGCCAAGAAUUCGUCCAGAUUUUGUUUUUUGCUAUCUACUAGAGCUGGUGGUUUGGGAAUAAACCUAGCAACAGCUGAUACCGUUAUUAUAUAUGACAGUGAUUGGAAUCCCCAUGCUGAUUUGCAAGCAAUGGCUAGAGCUCAUCGACUUGGGCAAACAAAUAAGGUAAUGAUUUUUAGGCUCAUAACUAGAGGAACCAUUGAAGAAAGAAUGAUGCAGAUGACAAAGAAGAAAAUGGUUUUAGAGCAUCUGGUUGUUGGGAGGCUGAAAGCACAAAACAUCAACCAGGAAGAAUUAGAUGACAUCAUCAGGUAUGGCUCAAAGGAACUAUUUGCUGAUGAGAAUGAUGAAGCGGGAAAAUCUCGGCAGAUUCAUUAUGAUGAUGCAGCCAUCAAUAGGUUACUUGAUCGUGAACAGGUUGGAGAUGAAGAGGCUAAUUUGGAUGAUGCAGAAGAAGAUGGAUUCUUGAAGGCUUUUAAGGUAGCAAAUUUUGAGUACAUCGAUGAAGUGCAAGCAGCAGCAGAGGAGCAAGCACGAAAGGCAUCAAUUGAAAAUACCACUACCUACUCAGAAAGAGCCAACUACUGGGAAGACUUGUUAAAAGACAAAUAUGAAGUUAAUAAAGUUGAGGAGUUCAAUGCUAUGGGCAAGGGAAAGAGAAGCCGUAAACAGAUGGUAUCUGUAGAAGAAGAUGAUCUUGCUGGUUUGGAAGAUGUAAGUUCUGACGGAGAGGACGAUAAUUAUGAAGCUGAGUUAACUGAUGGUGAAACAACUUCAACUGGACUUCCAACUGGGAGGAGGCCUUAUAGAAAGAAAGCCCGGGUGAAUAGUGCUGAACCUCUUCCCUUGAUGGAAGGUGAAGGGAGAUCGUUUAGAGUAUUGGGUUUUAAUCAAAACCAAAGAGCCGCAUUUGUGCAAAUUUUGAUGAGAUUUGGGGUUGGCCAGUAUGACUGGGCAGAGUUCACACCUCGCAUGAAGCAGAAGACUUACGAAGAAAUUAAAGAGUAUGGAACUCUUUUCCUGUCUCAUAUUGCUGAAGAUAUUACUGACUCACCAACCUUUUCAGAUGGUGUUCCCAAAGAAGGACUGAGAAUACUAGAUGUUCUUGUUAGGCUUGCAGAGUUAAUGAUGAUAAGGGAUAAAGUGAAGUUUGCAGCAGAAAACCCAAGCAGUCCCCUUUUUGCAGAUGACGUAGUAUCUCGUUUACCAACAUUGAAAAGUGGAAGGUUUUGGAAGGAGCACCAUGAUCUAUUACUACUGCGUGCAGUACUAAAGCAUGGCUACGGAAGAUGGCAAGCUAUUGUUGAUGACAAGGACCUGAGGGUUCAGGAGAUCAUAUGUCAGGAGCUCAAUCUUCCAUUCAUAACUCUGCCUGUGCCGGGAGCAUCUCAAGCACAAGAUGCUGCAAAUAUUGCUGCUACUGAAACACCUGCGAACCAGACUAAGGAAACAGGUGGUGGGACUGAUUUAGCAGCUGAAGCUGCACAGGGAGCACCAGAUGCUCCUAACCGAACACACUUAUAUCCAGAUUCUAAUACGUUGUAUCACUUUAGAGAAAUGCAGAGAAGACAGGUUGAGUUUGUCAAGAAAAGGGUGCUUCUUUUGGAGAAAGCACUAAAUGCAGAAUUACAAAAAGAAGCCUUUGGUCAGGAAAAUACAAAUGAGAAUGCUGGUGGCGAGCCGGAAGCUGAAGUGAGGAUUGUAGAUAUACCAAGUCCAUCUUCGGCAGAGAUUGAUGCGAAAACUAGUAAUCAUUUACCACAAGUAGAUGUGAUCACUCCAGAAGAAAUUUCAGUUGCCGUCUGUGAUGAUAACCCAGAUCGCGUGGAAAUGGCUCAGCUUUAUAACAAGAUGUGUAAGGUAGUGGGAGAAAACAAGGACUCAAUGGUGGAAAAUUUGGCAAAUGAACCAGCAAGUUUCCAGGAGAGGAAGAACCUCAUUCCACUUGAAACUAUUUGUAAUGGUAUAAACAGAAUUCUCUCUCCUGUUCAGCAGAAUUGUUCUAGCUCCCAAGAACGCAAACCAAAUGCGGAUUCACAGUUGGAGGAACCGAACAAAAUUGCUGGAGAUGACCAAAAACCUUGUCCUGAAGCAACUACUGAUUUCAAGGUGCCAACAAUGGAGUCGGGAUAUCGAACAGAUUCAUGCCCGCCUCGUUCCGAAGCUCCAUCUUCUCCCACCAAUGGAGCUGGAGAUGACUUGGAAAUGCAAGAAAAGCAGGAUGAUGCCUAUUCAAGUGCUGAUGGUUCAACCGAUGAAAGCACGGGGAAAUAGUCCGCUGGGGUCAAUAUUUUUAUGAUUAGAGAUAUGACAAACAAUGUUUCUGGCAAAAGUGCCUGAACUGGUUUUAGACUAAUUUGUUUCGGGGUUUUCCCGAGAUCAUUUGACUCGGGUAAUAACAAUUUGAGAGUUCUAGAA